This is a messenger RNA of Aspergillus glaucus CBS 516.65, 942 nucleotides long. RefSeq lists its product as uncharacterized. Lineage: Eukaryota; Fungi; Ascomycota; Eurotiomycetes; Eurotiales; Aspergillaceae. Bases 21 to 449 code for a protein of 142 amino acids. The transcript is spliced from 2 exons. The record is from RefSeq and is a predicted model, not a curated record.
UUCAUGCAGAAGGUCCUUCAAUGACAUCUUUAUUGGGUCUAUCCUUCAACUGCUAUAACCGGAAGAGAACGGGGAACAUAUUUGACAAAAAGGAGGCUAUGAUUCUCCUGCAAGAGAAAUCAUUCCCGUUUCUGCGUCUUCCUUAUGAAAUCCGACGAAUAAUAUACAUAGAACUCCUUUACUACGCCCAAAUCGCAAUGAACGACCUUCGCGGACAUGAAAUAAAGGCCGCACUACUCCACCAUAACCUACCAAACAAACCAUUGGCCAUUCUAGCUGCGAACUGGCAAACCUAUGAAGAAGGACGGCGCAUCUUCUAUGGCUUAAACACAUUUAUCCUUGACAGAAGCAGUAUCCCACCAUUCCUGAUUGGCAUUGGACGACACAACGCCAUGCUCCUGCAGUCUUUAAAAUACAGACUAUGGUCUUGGGAGGGACGCCACGAGUGAAUCGACAAACUUCGACGUUCCUGGGAAUGCCCACGACAACCCUGCCAGAAGAGUUAAAUAUCCGGACAAACCAAUAUGCAUACCUAGUCUUCCUGGAGAUCCUAAAUGGUAGAGGUCACCAUUGCCUCUACGAAGCCCUCCAAAAGCAGCUCCUGCGACUCGAUAAUGCUGGCGACUUGGAACCUAGUGAUGUUCGAAAGCGACAUACUAUGAAAGUGACUUUUGGAAAGCCUUUUAGGAAGGGAGGUGUGGUUUCGUAUGAGUUGAUCGAGCGGAGAUCGGAGUAGAAGAAAUUAAUCCGGGUGUUCGAGCUGGUAAUGAGUGUUACAAGGCUCGUCGGAAGGAGUACUUGGCUUUUAAUUCAACUGAUAACUGGCGGGCAAACAGUAUAAGCAGUCCUCGUACUUGAAUACCGUCAUUUUCUCUCCCGUCUCAUGUCUUUCAUCUUCAAUGUCAUCGGUUACCGUAGCCUCCAUGGCCAUGUGAUUGAAGA